Molecule: messenger RNA, 1377 nt
Organism: Leishmania mexicana MHOM/GT/2001/U1103
Lineage: Eukaryota; Euglenozoa; Kinetoplastea; Trypanosomatida; Trypanosomatidae
Exons: 1
Coding region: 1-1377 (458 amino acids)
Biological process (GO): inositol phosphate biosynthetic process
Cellular component (GO): nucleus
Molecular function (GO): ATP binding; inositol-1,3,4,5,6-pentakisphosphate 2-kinase activity
Source: RefSeq, a predicted model, not a curated record
AUGGACACCUCUUCCAUUGUGUUUCUCGGCGCUGGAAAGUGCAAUGUGGUGGUGGAUCUGCCCAUGCGUUUGGUGCCGAGUUCCUUGAGCUCGGCAUCGCACCCUACUGGAGCUGCCACGCAGCGCGCAGCCCUGCGCAUCCGCAACGCGGCGGUAAAGGAGUGCUCAGAGUGCUACCGUGCGCUGGCGGCGUACGCGGGUCGGCGACGGGUCGUGCCGCUCCCCGCAGACCUCUACGCAGCCAUUGCAAGUAUUGUGCCGGCGAACUAUCACGCGCUAAUGCAAAACACAUCGGAGGCUACACUGGUGCCUAACUUCACCAGCGAUCCAGUGCAGCUGCUCCAGAUGGACAUGGCUGCCUCGGACGCAGCCGGGCGAGUGGCCGACUACACGGUGGAGGUAAAACCGAAAAGCGCGUGGCAGCCACCACAAGUUGUGGGUAUCGUGGCGGAUGGCGCUGUUCACUGGAUAGAGGAGUUGAAGCAUCGCCACUGCCGCUACGCGCAGAUGCUGCGGUACAAGGAGGUGCGCGACAUGGCGGAGGAGGCUCCGGCGUCUGUGGCCUCAGCAACCUCGCACGACUGUGUGCGCAGCGCUCAGUUGGGCAGCGGCCUCUACUGCCCGAACUACUUGUUUCGGCCCGCCCUCUCGUCACGCGCGGGGCUGCAGCGACUCAUGCACAACCCACAGAACAACCUGAAGGUGAUCAGCUACCACGCAUCCCGUAAGGGCACCCACCCAGGCAACCCGAAGACGCUGACGGUUGAGGAGUUGAACGGCAUCGCUGAUGCCAUUGACGCCUCACAGGUGCUAGCACCCUUGGCUCACCUGCAGCUGUACGGCUGCGCCCCUGAAAGCGCAGAUGCAUCGCCGGAAGAGAGCCAGUUGCGCUCGGUGCCCGUGCUGGACGCACAUCUGCUCUAUCACUGGUCUGUUGCUGAAAACAAAGAGGAUGUUCAAUGGAUCGUCCUGGACACAGACCCGGAGCUGCUCUGCAGCUGCACGUCGAUCACGGACGAGGACGCUUGCAAGCAAGCGAGUCGUGCAAGCCCUCGUUAUGUGCCGCCAACUUUGGACUACGCAAAAUGCCUCGAUCGCUUCUACGUCUCCACCACAGCCAAAGACGUGUCGCUGAUGAUUGCCGUUUCGUGCGGUAGGAGCCAGCCGGUGACGCACGCGAGCGAGUGCGCGGUUCUGACCAACGUGUCGCCGGAGGUGGACGGCGGCUGCUUUGUUCGCCGCGGCGCCGACGUUUACCGUAUCGGUGUGGUGGACCUGGACGCCAAAACGCACAAGUCUCUGUAUCACUACUACAUGCACGACAAGGCCAUUGUCAGCGCCUUCGUGGCCGGCGGUAGCAACAAGAGAGAGGCGUGA